AUGACCGUCGCGUUGAGGGAGGAAAAAGAGGAUAUGUACACUCACAAUCACCCCUACACAACCCUCCUCGCGCAUCUCCACGCGCACCUGCCGCUCUCGGGACCACUCUACCGGCGGAUCCAGUAUCAGGUCUCGCACCCUUCGCCCACGGCGAGUGUUUUGGCUUCGUUUGAGGAAUCUGAGCUGUCGCAGGAAACAGAGACACGGCCAUGGCUCGCUGCCUACGUGGAUAUCCCCCGGGGCCCGGAUACGCAGAUCUGGCUGUAUUCCAGUAUCGAGUCGGAGUCUGGGGAUUCUGAGUCUGGGGCGCCUGCCACAGCAACAGCGCACUCACGAGAAAUUGUCAAGGCGCACCUCCUGUCGCUCUUCACACAUAUCCAAAGAGAUCUUGUCCCAGACUACAUCUCAUCCCUACCGACAACCCUCAAGACCCCAACUCCAGUCGUGGUAGACGAGGGCGUCCCCAAAAUCCCGGCUCAUAAACCAACAUCCUACUUACUAGGAACCGUCCACACGACCCUUGAGGCACUGAUCAUCGAACUCCGCAACGAGGGCAAAUUAACCAUCCAUCGCGGCGCGGGCGUUCAUUAUGUGAAGUACUGUUUCUCGAGCAAGACAUUCGAUACCGUCUCCCUCGAGGACUUCAACACCGACACCACCACGACGGAAGACAGUAGCAGCUCCGGGUACAGAUUCCACGACUCCACGGGCAAGCCCGGAAUCCAGGGACACCACAUCGACCUCGUGAAGAGCCGGACGAAUAUCCCGCGGAGCCGCGAAGCGUUGUUGGCUAUGGGUGGUGUUGCACUCUAUCAUUCCUCGCAACCUGUUUCUUCCUCUGAGACGGAAAAGGAGAUGCCAAUAGGCUGGGCCUUCCUGGGCUUCGACGGGAGUCUGUGCAGUCUACAUGUGGAGCCUGAGCAUCGGGGGCGUGGACUCGCCGGCGUUGUGGGCAGGGAGGUUAUGAAGAGGGGGGUUGAGGUUUUUGAACCUACCGAUUCCUCUGGUCCGAGGUCUGGAGGGGAUUUGGCGGGUAGGGGUGGAGAAGAGUGGUUCUUUGCAGAUGUGGCUGUGGAAAAUGCUGCUAGCCGAAGGGUUAUGGAGAAGAUGGGGGGUGUGGCGCGGUGGAGGGUUGCGUGGAUGGUUGUUGAGGUUGAGAACCUGGAAAAGCAAUGA
Messenger RNA from Aspergillus calidoustus, 1176 nucleotides. NCBI's taxonomy places the organism in Eukaryota, Fungi, Ascomycota, Eurotiomycetes, Eurotiales, Aspergillaceae. The record is from the annotation of a GenBank genome assembly.